GAACCGCCCGGGCGCGCUCCCGCGACCUUCGCUCCGGGGAACUGUAGAGAGCGCAGCCAUGGCCAUGGCCAACGACGCCAAGCCCGACGCCGAGACGCUGCAGGUGCUGCAGGACAUGGCCCACCGCCUGCGAAUCCACUCCAUCAGGGCCACGUGUGCCUGCAGCUCCGGGCACCCCACGUCGUGCUGCAGUGCCGCGGAGAUCAUGUCGGUGCUCUUCUUCUACGCCAUGAGGUACAAAGGGACCGAGCCGGAGCACCGCGACAACGACCGGUUUGUCCUCUCCAAGGGCCACGCGGCUCCAAUCCUCUACGCCGCUUGGGCCGAGAUAGGCGACAUCCGCGAAUCCGACUUGCUGAGCUUGAGGAAAAUCCACUGCGACUUGGAGGGCCACCCCACGCCUCGACUCUCGUUUGUGGACGUGGCAACAGGGUCCCUGGGGCAAGGACUAGGCGCUGCCUGUGGAAUGGCGUACACGGGCAAGUACUUCGACAAGGCCAGCUACCGGGUGUUCUGCCUCAUGGGAGAUGGCGAAUCCUCAGAAGGCUCUGUCUGGGAGGCUUUGGCUUUUGCUUCCCACUACAGUUUGGACAAUCUCGUGGCAGUCUUCGACGUGAACCGCUUGGGACAAAGUGGCACUGCCCCCCUGGAGCACUGCACAGACAUCUAUCAGAGUCGCUGCGAAGCCUUUGGAUGGAAUACCUACCUAGUGGAUGGUCAUGAUGUGGAGGCCUUGUGCCACGCAUUUUGGCAAGCAGCUCAAGUGAAGAACAGACCUACUGCUGUCAUCGCCAAGACCUUCAAGGGUCGAGGUAUUCCAAACAUUGAGGAUGCAGAAAAUUGGCAUGGAAAGCCAAUGCCCAAAGAGAGAGCAGAUGCAAUUAUCCAGUUAAUUGAGAGUCAGAUACAGACCAACAGGAAUCUCAUGCCCCAGCCCCCUGUGGAAGACUCACCUCCGAUCAGCAUCACUAAUAUAAAAAUGACCUCUCCGCCUUCUUACAAAGCUGGUGACAAGAUAGCUACUCGGAAAGCAUGUGGUCUGGCUCUGGCUAAGCUAGGCCAUGCACAUGAAAGAGUUAUUGUUCUGGAUGGUGACACAAAGAACUCCACCUUUUCUGAGAUAUUCAAGAAAGAACACCCUGAGCGUUUCAUAGAGUGUUUUAUUGCUGAGCAAAACAUGGUUAGUGUGGCACUGGGCUGUGCCACACGUGGUCGUACCAUUGCCUUUGCUAGUACCUUUGCUGCCUUUUUGACCCGAGCAUUUGAUCAGAUCCGAAUGGGAGCCAUCUCCCAAACUGAUAUCAACCUCAUUGGUUCUCACUGUGGAGUAUCCGUCGGUGAAGAUGGACCAUCUCAGAUGGCCCUAGAAGACCUAGCCAUGUUUCGGAGUAUUCCCAAUUGCACCAUUUUCUAUCCAAGUGAUGCUAUAUCAACAGAGCAUGCUGUUUAUCUGGCUGCCAAUACCAAGGGCAUGUGCUUCAUUAGAACCACCCGACCAGAAACUGCAAUCAUUUAUACUGCACAAGAAAAUUUUGAGAUUGGACAGGCCAAGGUAGUCCGCCACAGUGUUAAUGACAAGGUUACAGUUAUUGGAGCUGGAGUUACUCUACACGAAGCCUUAGCAGCUGCUGAUGAUCUUUCUCAACAAGGUAUUUCUAUCCGUGUCAUUGACCCAUUUACUAUUAAACCCCUGGAUACAGCCACUAUUAUUUCCAGUGCAAAAGCCACAGGUGGCCGGGUUAUCACAGUAGAAGAUCACUACAGAGAAGGUGGUAUUGGAGAAGCAGUCUGUGCAGCUGUCUCCAGGGAGCCUGGCAUCCUUGUUCAUCAGCUGGCAGUGACAGAAGUGCCUCGAAGUGGGAAACCCAGUGAAUUGCUGGACAUGUUUGGAAUCAGUGCCAAACAAAUCAUAGAGGCUGUGAAAUAUACUUUAAUGAGCUAAAUUAGCUCAUUUUUUAACAAAUCUGUUGACUUUGGUCUUAAAACACUAGUGGUUUUAUAGUGAAUUUAUACUUGUUACAAAACCAUCUAUACAGUUGUACUGGUUUUAAAAAAGCAAAGCCACUUAACACAAUUACUAAUUCCAAAACUCAAGUUAUUGAACUUUCUGCUAAACUCUAAUAUGUAAAUGUCUAUCUCGUUUUUAAAUCUUUAAAGUGAGUCAUAAACAUUUUAAGUUGUAGAAUAGUAAAUAAAGCAACCACUUAAUAUAAAGUUCUUUGAUAAGACUACAAAUAAUUGACUGGGCUGGGUAUGAAUCUAGAGGUAACUGCUUCUUAAAAAUGUAUAAUUUCCUUAUAAAUUAAGAAAAUGUGAAUUUUAGAUUUUAAUAGCCCAGAUUAUAAAGCAAACUUGAACUUUCAUAAAAUGCCAUCACCAUGCUGUGCCCGAAGUUUCCCAGAUGAUAUUUUACUGAAGUUUCCUUGGAAUUUCCUUUGAAGUUCAUCUCCACUCUACAGUUUAAGACAGAAGAACAACAGCAAAAUCUCUUAUGAUGCAUCACGCUGUUUGUGGUGAAUAUUGUGUAAAGAAAUGAAAACAACUAUUUCCAGUGUGUAUGCUACGUGCACUUUUUUGUGUGAAAAUUCAGAAAUGUUUCACUUUUUUGUGAUUAAAACAGAUUGCUAAUUUUAUUAUAUUUAUCUAUAUAAUAAAGUGUUUUAAAAUAAACUACA
Molecule: messenger RNA, 2675 nt
Organism: Ictidomys tridecemlineatus (thirteen-lined ground squirrel)
Lineage: Eukaryota; Metazoa; Chordata; Mammalia; Rodentia; Sciuridae
Gene: Tktl2
Product: transketolase like 2
Molecular function (GO): transketolase activity; thiamine pyrophosphate binding
Source: RefSeq, a predicted model, not a curated record